UAAAAUUUCUCUGCACGUUAAUAGAGGAAGGCGACAAAAUGCAGAUUUUUGUCAAAACACUCACUGGUAAGACCAUUACUUUGGAGGUCGAACUCUCUGACAUCAUCGAAAAUGUUAAGGCUAAGAUCCAAGAUAAAGAGGGUAUCCCACCAGAUCAACAACAUUUGAUCUUCGCUGGCAAGCAAUUGGAGGAUGGUCACAUUUUGUCCGACUACAACAUCCAGAAGAAGUCAACCCUUCAAUUGGUGUUGCGUCUACGUGGUGGUAUCAUUGAACCUUCAUUGCGUAUCUUGGCGCAAAAAUACAAUUCCGAUAAGAUGAUCUGCCGCAAGUGCUACGCUCGUCUGCCUCCACGUGCGACCAAUUGCCGCAAGAAGAAGUGUGGGCACAACAACUUGCGUCCCAAGAAGAAGUUGAAGUAG
Anastrepha ludens (Mexican fruit fly) is the source of this 422-nucleotide messenger RNA. RefSeq names its product ubiquitin-60S ribosomal protein L40-like. Gene Ontology annotation, biological process: modification-dependent protein catabolic process; translation; protein ubiquitination. Gene Ontology annotation, molecular function: ubiquitin protein ligase binding; protein tag activity; structural constituent of ribosome. The record is from RefSeq and is a predicted model, not a curated record. Bases 39 to 422 code for a protein of 127 amino acids. Gene Ontology annotation, cellular component: ribosome; cytoplasm; nucleus. The transcript has a single exon. NCBI's taxonomy places the organism in Eukaryota, Metazoa, Arthropoda, Insecta, Diptera, Tephritidae.